GUCCUGCGCGCCCCGUGGCCGACGUUUUGGAUCUGUCAAGCUGGUGUCUAAUAAUGUGACCGUUUCGUCCACUAGCACCUGUGCGGUAGCCUGUCCGAAUCCCCAAAUCAUGCGAAAGCCGGAGGCUAUUGACUGAGGUCUCGGUGAAGGAGCUGUGCUAGCAAGCAAUCGGAUUUCAUCAAUUGCAUGCUUCCAUCCUCCACCAAGUACAUGUACUGUAUGGAGUGCGGCAGACGUCAAGGUGAUGCUUUCAGUCGCUGUCGUCCCUUGUCGUAUCGGCAUCGCAAUGGUACGACUCGGGCAGCACGCGAAAUGACAUCAACAGCAGCUUUCGUCUGGUCUCGCUUGGACCCGAUUAACCUGCAUACCACCACUCGCCGUGUUAGGGCUUCGUUCGCUCCCUAUGCUAGCAUUUGUGCUAAUACUUGGUGCUACUACGAGUACUGGUACUAUCACUUCGUACUCUGGCCUGCCCAGGGUGCCAACGAAUUUCGUAAUACCGUUGGCGCAUGUCGGCUCGCCCAGACCUCGCGACGGCCUACCCGCACUUUACCAGAGACGCAGAUGCUGGCACGAACUCGUACGAGUGCAUUGAGGCGGGUGAAUUCCAGCACCUGGUGCAAUUACAAGCCCUUGCGCAGCGUCGCAUUCAUACUAAUCCAUGGCUUCGCAGCAAAGGGACCAUCUAUUUUACGAGAGUAGUGUCAAGAGUUUGAGCACUUG
Molecule: messenger RNA, 723 nt
Organism: Trichoderma harzianum CBS 226.95
Lineage: Eukaryota; Fungi; Ascomycota; Sordariomycetes; Hypocreales; Hypocreaceae
Exons: 1
Coding region: 187-702 (171 amino acids)
Source: RefSeq, a predicted model, not a curated record